AUGGGCUUCACCCUUCACUCUAUCUACUUCACCCUGAAGUUCAGUGUUCUGCUUGGCUCCCUCCUGGGGCUUUGCUUGGGCCUGGAGUUCAUGGGCCUUCCAAACCAGUGGGCCCGCUACCUCCGCUGGGAUGCCAGUACUCGAAGUGACCUGAGCUUCCAGUUCAAGACCAACGUCUCAGCCGGGCUACUUCUCUACUUGGAUGAUGGCGGUGUCUGUGACUUCCUCUGCCUCUCCCUGGUGGACGGUCGUGUCCAGCUCCGUUUUAGUGUGGACUGUGCUGAGACGGCCGUGCUGUCAGACAAGCAGGUCAAUGAUAGCAGCUGGCAUUUCCUGAUGGUGAGCCGCGACCGAAUGAGGACAGUGUUAGUGCUGGAUGGGGAAGCCAGGCCUGGGGAAGUCCAGCCUCAGCGACCCCAUAUGGACGUGGUCAGUGACUUGUUUGUUGGGGGGGUACCAGCUGAUAUACGGCCCUCUGCCCUGACUCUGGAUGGUGUGCAGGCCAUGCCUGCCUUCAAGGGAUUUAUCCUGGAUCUCAAAUAUGGCAACUCAGAACCUCGUCUUCUGGGGAGCCAGGGGGCCCAGCUAGAGGUCGAGGGUCCUUGUGGUGAAAGCCCUUGUGAGAAUGGAGGAGUCUGUUUCCUCCUGGAUGGCCACCCAACCUGUGACUGCUCUGCCACUGGCUAUGGCGGCAAGCUUUGUUCUGAAGAUGUCAGUCAAAGUCCAGGCCUUUCACAUCUCAUGAUGAGCGAACAAGCACGAGAUGAAAAUGUGGCCACCUUCCGGGGCUCGGAGUACCUGUGCUACGACCUGUCUCAGAACCCAAUCCAGAGCAGCAGCGACGAGAUCACCCUUUCCUUUAAGACAUGGCAGCGUAAUGGGCUCAUCCUGCACACGGGCAAAUCGGCUGAUUACGUCAACUUGGCGCUGAAAGAUGGUGCGGUCUCCUUAGUCAUUAACCUCGGGUCAGGGGCCUUUGAGGCCAUUGUGGAACCCGUCAAUGGCAAGUUCAAUGACAACGCCUGGCAUGAUGUCAAAGUGACCCGCAACCUUCGGCAGGUGACAAUCUCAGUGGACGGGAUCCUCACUACAACAGGAUACACACAGGAGGACUACACCAUGCUGGGCUCAGAUGACUUCUUUUAUGUGGGAGGGAGCCCUAGUACUGCCGACCUACCAGGCUCACCUGUCAGCAACAACUUCAUGGGCUGCCUCAAAGAGGUUGUUUAUAAGAAUAAUGAUAUCCGUCUGGAGCUGUCUCGCUUGGCCAGGAUUGGUGACACCAAGAUGAAAAUCUAUGGCGAAGUGGUGUUCAAAUGUGAAAAUGUGGCCACACUGGACCCCAUCAACUUUGAGACCCCUGAGGCUUACAUCAGCCUUCCCAAGUGGAACACCAAGAGGAUGGGCUCAAUCUCUUUUGACUUCCGUACGACAGAACCCAACGGCCUCAUCCUUUUCACUCAUGGCAAGCCCCAGGAGAGAAAGGAUUCCCGGAGUCAAAAGAACACCAAAGUGGACUUUUUUGCUGUUGAACUGCUAGAUGGGAACCUCUACUUGCUCCUUGAUAUGGGUUCUGGUACCAUAAAAGUGAAAGCCACCCAGAAGAAAGCAAAUGAUGGAGAAUGGUACCAUGUGGACAUUCAACGAGAUGGCAGAUCAGGUACCAUAUCAGUAAACAGCAGGCGCACCCCAUUCACAGCCAGUGGAGAGAGUGAGAUCUUGGAUUUGGAGGGGGAUAUGUACCUGGGUGGGCUGCCAGAGAAUCGUGCUGGACUCAUCCUCCCUACAGAGCUUUGGACUGCCAUGCUAAAUUAUGGCUAUGUGGGCUGCAUUCGAGACCUGUUCAUCGACGGACGGAGCAAGAACAUCCGGCAGCUGGCGGAGGUGCAGAAUGCCGCAGGGGUCAAGUCUUCUUGCUCGAGGCUUAGCACAAAACAGUGUGACAGCUACCCCUGCAAAAACAAUGCUGUUUGCAAAGAUGGUUGGAACCGCUUCAUCUGUGACUGCACUGGCACCGGCUACUGGGGGAGAACAUGUGAGAGGGAGGCUUCCAUCCUGAGCUAUGAUGGCAGCAUGUACAUGAAGAUUAUCAUGCCUAUGGUCAUGCACACGGAGGCUGAAGAUGUGUCUUUCCGUUUCAUGUCCCAGCGUGCUUAUGGCUUGCUGGUUGCCACCACUUCCAGGGAUUCGGCUGACACUCUACGCCUGGAGUUAGAUGGGGGUCGAGUCAAGCUCAUGGUUAACUUAGACUGUAUCAGGAUAAACUGUAACUCCAGCAAAGGACCCGAAACCCUUUAUGCUGGACAGAAACUCAACGACAAUGAAUGGCAUACCGUACGGGUGGUUAGAAGAGGAAAAAGCCUUAAACUUACCGUGGAUGAUGAUGUGGCUGAGGGUACAAUGGUGGGUGACCAUACCCGUUUAGAGUUCCAUAAUAUUGAAACAGGAAUCAUGACAGAGAAGCGCUACAUCUCAGUUAUUCCUUCCAGUUUCAUUGGCCACCUACAGAGCCUCAUGUUUAAUGGACUCCUCUACAUUGACUUGUGCAAGAAUGGUGACAUUGACUACUGUGAGCUAAAGGCCCGUUUUGGCUUGAGAAAUAUCAUCGCUGAUCCUGUCACUUUCAAGACCAAGAGCAGCUACCUGAGCCUGGCUACUCUCCAGGCCUAUACCUCCAUGCACCUCUUCUUCCAGUUUAAGACCACCUCAGCUGAUGGCUUCAUCCUCUUCAACAGUGGGGAUGGCAAUGAUUUUAUUGCAGUUGAACUAGUGAAAGGGUAUAUACACUAUGUCUUUGACCUUGGAAACGGUCCCAAUGUUAUCAAGGGCAACAGUGACCGACCACUGAAUGAUAACCAAUGGCAUAAUGUUGUCAUUACUCGGGACAACAGUAAUACUCACAGCCUAAAGGUGGACACCAAGGUGGUCACUCAGGUUAUCAAUGGUGCCAAGAAUCUGGAUCUGAAAGGUGACCUUUACAUGGCUGGUCUUGCCCAAGGCAUGUAUAGCAACCUCCCGAAGCUUGUGGCCUCACGGGAUGGUUUUCAAGGCUGCCUAGCAUCUGUGGACUUGAAUGGACGCCUGCCAGAUCUGAUCAAUGAUGCUCUUCAUAGGAGUGGCCAGAUCGAGCGUGGAUGUGAAGGACCAAGCACCACCUGCCAGGAAGAUUCUUGUGCCAACCAAGGUGUCUGCAUGCAACAAUGGGAAGGUUUCACCUGUGACUGUUCCAUGACUUCCUACUCUGGGAAUCAAUGCAAUGACCCCGGUGCUACAUAUAUCUUUGGGAAAAGUGGAGGACUCAUACUCUACACCUGGCCCGCGAAUGACAGACCCAGCACACGCUCAGACCGCCUCGCCGUGGGCUUCAGCACGACCGUGAAAGAUGGCAUCCUGGUUCGAAUUGACAGUGCUCCAGGGCUUGGCGAUUUCCUCCAGCUUCACAUAGAACAGGGCAAGAUAGGAGUGGUCUUCAACAUUGGUACAGUGGACAUCUCCAUCAAAGAGGAAAGUACCCCAGUAAAUGAUGGCAAAUACCAUGUCGUGCGUUUCACCAGGAAUGGUGGCAAUGCCACACUUCAGGUUGACAACUGGCCAGUGAAUGAACAUUAUCCCUCAGGCAACACUGAUAAUGAACGCUUCCAAAUGGUAAAACAGAAAAUCCCCUUCAAAUAUAACCGGCCUGUAGAAGAGUGGCUGCAGGAAAAAGGCCGGCAGCUAACCAUCUUCAACACUCAGGCGCAAAUAGCCAUUGGAGGAAAAGACAAAGGACGUCUCUUCCAAGGUCAGCUCUCUGGGCUCUAUUAUGAUGGCUUGAAAGUUCUGAACAUGGCAGCUGAGAACAACCCUAAUAUUAAAAUCAAUGGUAGCGUCAGGCUCGUGGGAGAAGUACCAUCUCUUUUGGGGACAACGCCUACUACUUCUAUGCCACCAGAAAUGUCUACAACUGUCAUGGAAACCACCACUACAAUGGCGACCACCACUACCCGAAAGAAUCGUUCCACAGCCAGCAUUCAGCCCACAUCAGAUGACCUAGUUUCAUCUGCUGAAUGUUCCAGCGAUGAUGAAGACUUUGUUGAAUGUGAACCUAGUACAGAUAAGAGUCUUUCCACUUCAGUCUUCGAAGGUGGCUACAAAGCACAUGCGCCCAAGUGGGAAUCCAAGAACUUUAGACCUAACAAAGUCUCCGAAACUGGUAGGACUACUACUACCACAUCUUUGUCCCCUGAGCUGAUCCGCUCCACAGCUUCCUCCUCGUCUGGGAUGGUGCCCAAAUUGCCAGCUGGCAAAAUGAAUAACCGUGAGCUCAAACCCCAGCCUGAUAUAGUGUUGCUUCCGUUGCCCACUGCCUAUGAGCUAGACAGCACAAAGCUGAAGAGCCCACUAAUUACUUCCCCCAUGUUCCGUAAUGUGCCCACAGCAAACCCCACAGAGCCAGGAAUCAGACGGGUUCCGGGGGCCUCAGAGGUGAUCCGGGAGUCGAGCAGUACAACAGGGAUGGUCGUCGGCAUUGUGGCUGCUGCCGCCCUCUGCAUCUUGAUUCUCCUGUAUGCCAUGUACAAGUACAGGAACAGGGACGAGGGGUCCUAUCAGGUGGACGAGACGCGGAACUACAUCAGCAACUCUGCCCAGAGCAACGGCAUGCUCGUCAAGGAGAAGCAGCAGAGCUCCAAGAGUGGCCAUAAGAAACAGAAAAACAAGGACAAAGAGUAUUAUGUGUAA
Messenger RNA from Gracilinanus agilis (Agile Gracile Mouse Opossum), 4719 nucleotides. It is a transcript of the gene NRXN3, whose product is annotated as neurexin 3. NCBI's taxonomy places the organism in Eukaryota, Metazoa, Chordata, Mammalia, Didelphimorphia, Didelphidae. The coding region runs from base 1 to 4719 and encodes 1572 amino acids. The transcript is spliced from 20 exons. The record is from RefSeq and is a predicted model, not a curated record.